GUGAUGCAAGCCAUAUCCCUCAAUGACAUGGAAUGUGACCACUUAGCUGCCUUAGCCACUCGACAAGUAAAGAUUAAACGAGACCCUGUCUAUGGAUUUGGAUUUAUCGCUGGUGGUGAGAAACCUGUGAUAGUGCGAGCUGUGUCACCAGGCGGUCCAUCGGAGGGCAGACUCAUACCAGGCGAUCAGAUUCUAGCCAUAAAUGAUGAGGGCGUCAGCAGUGUCCCGAGGGAAAGAGUCAUAGACCUUGUAAGGAAUGGCAAGGAUUCCAUUAUUCUGACUGUCCUUCAGCCUCAUCAAUCUCCGAAGUCUGCCUUUAUUAGUGCAGCGAAGAAAGCACAGCUUAGAACGAAUCCUGUCAAAGUACGAUUUUCUGAAGAAGUCACGAUCAACGGAAACAGUUCUGACCCUAUGAAAGAGGAAACUCUGAUGUUGAUCUCAAACGUAUUGAAUGUGUACCUGGAAAACGGUCAGAUGAAAUCGUUCACCUUUGAUAGCAGAACAACCGUGAGGGACGUGAUUCUUACACUGCAAGAUAAACUGUGUCUCAGAUGCAUAGAACACUUUGCCCUUGUACUGGAGGUGGGCAAUGAAGGGCCAGAGAAGAAACUCCUUCUUCUUCAUGAGGCAGAGACUCUGAUACAGGUUGUGCAGCGCAGUCACUUUCACACCAUGAAAUGUAUCCUCAGAAUCACCUUCUUUCCAAAGGACCCAGUGGACCUGCUGAGGAGAGAUCCUGUGGCAUUUGACUAUCUCUACGCACAGAGCUGUAGUGAUGUGAUGAAAGAACGAUUCAGUGGGGAUCUAGCAGAUGAUGUAAUGCUCCAGCUGACUGCGCUGCAUAUCUACAUCACCGUCACCAAUGCAAGGACCAAUCAGAAAAUCAACCUACGGAAUAUUGAGAAGGAAUGGGGCCUAGAGAUGUUCUUACCAGCAUCUCUUCUGCUGUACAUAAAGGAAAAGCACAAACGGAAAAUCCUUGCUCAUCAUCUCAAAGUAACUCAAGCACCAGGUCCUUCAGGCAAAAAGAUCUCUGCAACCCAAGCCAAACUGCAGUACUUACGGAUCCUGAAUGAACUCCCAUUGUAUCCAGGAGGACUCUUCAACUCUGUCGUACUGGAUGCAAGACAAUCAGAAAUGACGCUGUUAGUUGGGCCACAACACGGAAUCAGCCAUGUUAUAGACCUAAAAACAAAUCUCACCACUAUUCUGGCAGAGUUUGGUCGGCUGAGCCGUAUCCAGUUGUUCAGAGAGAAAGAGAAUGUAGCUCGGGUUGAGCUAACCAUAUCAGAAGCUAAGCCUAUCGUGUUGCUAAUGGAAUCAACUGAAGCUGUAAACUUCGCUUGUUUGAUAGCAGGUUAUUACCGGUUAUUCAUUGAUGCAAAGAAGAUGAUAUUCUGUAGUGCCAAAGUUCAACCACAAGUGAAUAAGGCAGAACACAGAAAUAUACAAAACAUUCUGCAACCAGAAUGGGCUAUUUCGUCAUCAGGUCCUGUACUAAAAACCGAGGGAAGAGGUAUGAGUUGUCCUCACAAACUCUCACACAACAAUGAGUCUCAGACUCCAUGCAAUCUGAUGGUAAGCACCCCAGAGUCCAAUCUGUUAAGAUUUCACAUUUUACAAAUGCAAGAAAAAAGAAAAGAACUUGAAAAUCAAAUCGAUAUUAAUGAAAACCUCGUCUUCUUUGAGGAGUCAAGGCCAAGAACAAAGUCUGACCCUACGCCGAAAACUUCGAAAACAGGACAAAGCAACUUUGACAAGAAUGGUUCUGGGUUUCAAGGAUUUCUGAGCAGGGGGAGAGCUAAUACAUUAGACAGCCAGAUGAAAAUGGCAAUUGCUUACGCCACUGAUCGCCAUAAUUGUAUGUGUCCAAAAGUCCCAAUGCAACUAUCCAAAUUGAAUAGUGCUAAGAUCGUUCCCAUAGUUAUCACAGAAAAUGAUGACCUGCUUUGUGAUGCUUGUAAGGUCAAAAUGAAAAGUAUUCCUAAAGGAGGCAGUACAGAGAAAUGUUUAAACUCUUGUAAUUACCGGGAUGACAUUGUCGACCUGACAACUCUCCCUCUGCCAGGAAGUGAUGAGGAACAAGAUGGAGAUGAAUGCCAUUUUCUACUUCCUACAUUGGCUGCUCCUCCACCAGGUUUCAGGGAUAAUAGUUCGGAUGAAGAUGACUCUAAGCGAAGGACCAGUCAAAGUCCCAUAUCCAGUCAACAGCCAUGUGAAAUACGCUUCAGUGACAUCCCAGUAUCACUAAUUGAUGGUGUUCAAACAAGGACUGUCAGACAUCGAGCCCAGGAACUGGAUGAUGCUCUGGUUUCUACACUACAAGCCCUGGAAGCUUUAGCUGCAGCUGAAGAGUGUCCUCGUAGUCAACCACAAGAAGGUUCAGGUCUGAUUUUAUUGGCAGCUAUGACCCCAGAGUCAUCACUGGAUUCUGGUCAUGAAACAAAUUCUUCGGAAAUGACAGACAUCUCUGAAAUGGUUUCAGCAAUUAAACAGCACCAUCUGAUUACUUAUCAGGGGAACAGAACUGGUUUAAUUAUGAAAAAAGAUGUGCCCUUGACCGCUGUUAGAUGCUGCGCCAACCCGGCCUCCAGAGGAGUUCCUUGUCCAAGGAAACAUUGUGGAGAAACAAAUACUUUAAGUGCAGUUGCUUCAUCAAAACAGAGUCCCUUGCCUGGGGCCAUUCGACUCAAACCUGGACAAGUGACAGGAUAUUGUACAGUUCACGUGAAACCUCAGGUGUUCACUCAUUCUAAUGAAGCCAUGAACAGGCCAGGUAAUGGUAUUUUUAAGACUACUUUACAACAGAAUUGUCCUCAUUGCCCAAUAGUACUUGAAGAAAAGACAUCUAAACAACAAACUGUUCAAUCCAAGGAAGAUUCUUCCGAGAUAACAAUUCAGAAUGCAGACAAAUCGUUUAUUCAUGUAGAACGUGACAGAUCAUGUAUUAAACAGUUGUCAAAUAGCAGAAACUCUGAUAAUAGUCCAAGAAACUCAAGACCUGAAACCCGACAAGAAAAUUCAUUAAUUUAUGGUUCAACAGGUAACUCUCCUUCCCCAAUUUCUGGGUAUACAGAUAUCUGUGCUGAAUGUGAUUCUUCAAAAAGUGAAUAUUUGAAAUAUGAAGGGAGCAUGCAAAGCAACUCCAGACCAUGUGAAUGCCAUUUGCUGAACGCUUCACAAAGACAAAUAGAUUCUCACAGCCAAAGGACAACUGUCUUCCAUACUUGCACGCCAAAGAACAAUGAAGUGACAUAUGUGAAAGUAAACAAUAGAAAGUAUCAGCCAGCAACAGGUAAGGAAAUCUCAGCAUUGUUCAAUAAUAAUCUUAUAGGUUUUGUUGAUAUACCAGCUGGUCAAAUUAUUGAUCAUGUGAAAACAGACAAGGAAAAUCAACCCAAAAGAACUGGCUCCCCAAAUCGGGAAUGUUAUCUCAGUCCUUAUAGGUAUCCUGUUGGCACUUCAGGAUUAGAUAACAAUGCAACACAGCAAGAUACUGCUGAAAAAAUGAAAUGUCAGAGUCACAUAUGUUCUUGUAAAACCAGUGGUAGCUCAGAAAAAACUACUAGCAUCCCAAUGUAUUCCAAGCCUCCCAGUCUGAGUGGUGUUCCGUUGACACAUGACUCAUCUUCUCCAGAAAAUGUCUUUGAUGCUAAACAAUACACGGCUCUUAUCCAAGAUAAAGCUAAGUCACAGAAAGGUUCUUUGCUGAAUUUUAAAAACCUUUUCUCUGCUACCUUCCCAGCACGAUAUAAGAAAGAGAGCGAUGAGAGACAGGAGCAACUUCAAAAAGUGAAACAAUAUGAACUUGAGUUUCUUGAAGAAUUACUAAAGCCCAAAACCAAAGUUGAUGUAUUUGCAGAGGAUUAUUUAUAUCGCAUCGCAUCUGGACAUUGCCCUUGUCAAAUCAAAAGCAGCCCAGUUGGAAACAUUCCAGGAUUAUCCCGAGAGCAACGUCGUAGUUGUGACUGUAAACGUCGAGGAUUGGCUUGUAGCUCAAUGUGUUUUCCAUCAAUUCCCAGUUCUAUAGAAUCACAACGAUCAGAGAGAGCUAAAGGACCUUGUGUUCACAAGCAGCCUAAAACCAGUGUUGACCCUUCUGUACCCGAUACCAACAUUAAACAAAAGGCCAUUCGAAGGCGGACCUCAAGUUUGGAAUCCAGUGACUAUAAAUCUGAGCAGCAGCCUGGUGUGUUUUGCAUGGUAGCACGCGGUGAGUGCCUGAAAAUGCCCCAUGGCAAGAAACUGGAGCGGCACCACAGUGCCACCAACAUAGUGUCUGAGGCUGAAGUAAGUGAAAUAAUAUCAGAAUGUUCAGAAAAUGGAACAAAUGUGCCAACAUCCAAGACUGAAGAAUCCAAGAAUCUGGAUAAAGAGAGUGAAUUUAUGAGAAAAGUCCUUAAGAACCAGUCUCAGGAGCCAGCCCAGUUUGAUGUCCCAUCUCACGUAAGUGUUUCCAAUGUAGACAAGAAACAAAGAGCUCCAGCAAUUUUCUCUAUUCAGGGGGACUUCAAACCUUCAAAGUCAGUACCACUUCUCAAAGGAGACAUAGCUGACAAUAACAGAUGCUGCUCCUUUAGGUACUGUUUUUACUAUAGAAAUUGUGAUGUGGCUGAUGACAGCAGUGAUAAGGAUGAACUUUCAUAUUCAGUCCCAAUGCAGCUUCUUCCAGACCUGAGGACUGACAGUUCAGUGACACUCAGUGAAACAUUAGCUAAACCUUCUCAAAUGUCAGACAAAGAUGUUUCCAACGGCAGUGGGGACAAUGCACUACAGGAGGCAGUACUGAGUGAUGCUGAUGGCAACAUAAGCAAAAUUAAUGCUUUGCAGAAUAGAGCCUAUGUGUUACCUACUGGUUUUAUUGAUGCCCAGGAAGACACUAGUGAAUUGCUAUCCAUCUUAAGGCAAUGUACAGUGAACCGUGGAAACUAUGGUCCUAAACUUUAUAUGUCUCACCUGGAUGAGUACAAGCAAAUGCUUACACAGAAGUUUAAAGAGUUGAGAACUGCGUGUAGGAGAGUGGCAGCAGUGGAUAAAAGUCCGACACGUAUGCUUGCAGCUAUCUCAACUAGCUUUCAAGUGCUCUGUGGUCUCAUUGAGACCUUUGUGCACUUGAUUUCUAUUGUGCGAUCAGAAAGGCAGUGCAGAGAGCUCCUCUCAAAAGUGGAGGAAGUGGUAAUCAACUACACGUUUUUACUCCGAGCAGCAGAGGAAUCGGCAAGUAAGACAUCUGCACAUAAUUUAACAAAGCAAUCAGCAUCGGUAACUACAGUAGUGAGCACGUUCACUCACUCAAUUAAAACAUUAAUGAACAAAUAA
Hemiscyllium ocellatum (epaulette shark) is the source of this 5319-nucleotide messenger RNA. RefSeq names its product FERM and PDZ domain containing 3 (gene frmpd3). Bases 4 to 5319 code for a protein of 1771 amino acids. Gene Ontology annotation, cellular component: cytoskeleton. The transcript has 14 exons. The record is from RefSeq and is a predicted model, not a curated record. Gene Ontology annotation, biological process: signal transduction. NCBI's taxonomy places the organism in Eukaryota, Metazoa, Chordata, Chondrichthyes, Orectolobiformes, Hemiscylliidae. Gene Ontology annotation, molecular function: protein binding.